This is a messenger RNA of Clunio marinus, 777 nucleotides long. The record is from the annotation of a GenBank genome assembly. Lineage: Eukaryota; Metazoa; Arthropoda; Insecta; Diptera; Chironomidae.
AUAGUUUGAAGUAUUUCAAUUCAGAAAAAAAAUAAAUUAAAAAAAAUCAUGAAUUUGGAUUCGUUAAUUUCGUCGUCGGGUAUCCGUUCAGAGACAUUGACUGCUACACUGAAUCGUCACAAUUAUCCAACAGCAAAUCAAACAAUGCCUCAACGUUCGCCUUUCGCUAUACAAGAAUUGCUUGGCUUAAACGAUUCAUCACGACAGACAUCGAAUGGAACGUCCGCAAACACUGGAAGUCAAAGUAUUUCAAGUGGUUCUUCAGUGCCCUCAGUUGCACCAUCGAUUUAUUCACAAACAAAUCCAGUUGAUCACCAUCAAAUGCAAAUGGCAUCAAGAAUGGCCUAUUUUAAUGCACAUGCUGCUGCUUUUAAUGUCGCUGCUGCAUUUUUACCCCAUAAUAUGGCAGCGUCUGGAACUGGCCCACUAGGCCUUCAUCCACAAGCAACUGGUUUUUCACAACUCAAGACAUCGUUCGCUUCGGGAAAUGGAAUGCCAGCAACACCAAUUGAUCCUACUAAAGACUUCACUGUAGACGGUAUAAAUGGUUUUAGCAAAAAGAAAAAGAAGAAAAGACGUCAUAGUCGAACAAUUUUUACAAGUUAUCAACUUGAUGAGUUGGAAAAAGCAUUCAAAGAAGCUCACUACCCAGAUGUUUAUGCCCGCGAAAUGCUGUCGCUUAAAACAGAUCUUCCCGAAGAUAGGAUACAGGUGAGUCGCAUGAUCAUUUUUCGUUAUGGUGUUGUUGUUCAUGUACUCUACAAACAACCGCCAUAA